AUGUCGGUUAAAACCCCAACCCUCUCCCCCUUCAUCCUCUUCUGCAGUGCAACACGUAAAUCCUUGGCUGACCGAUAUCCAACUCUCACCGCCACAGAUAUUCAAAAGCAUCUGGAAGUUGUAUGGAUCACCAUGUGUGAUGAAGAGAAAAGAUCUUAUCAGGAGGAAUACAACAGGAUUCUUCUUCAAAGUCAACCAAACUUCGUAGACAAUUUUGGGCGUGUCAAAAGACCGAGAAAUGGGUUUCUAGUUUACCGUAAUGCGAAACCGUAUGGCUCUUCCGAAAAUCUUGCAAAAAUAUGGAGAGAGAUGACAGUCGAAGAUAAAAGACCUUAUGAGGAGGAAGCAAAACGGGUAAACAAAUUGCAUAAGGAGCUGCACCCGAACUACAAAUGGAACAGUAAAAAAGAACAAGGAUGUCGAAAUCCAUCAAAACGUCCUCCAAAGAGCUAUUCGCUUUUCCUCAAAGCAAAAUAUAAUGAAGUUAUGAAAUCUGCGGAAGUGAAGAGUGAAAAUGAAGUGACGAAGAGAAUUAAAGAAAUAUGGAAGAAAACAUCAAAAGAGGACAGGCAACCAUAUAUUCAAGAGGCAAAGAGACUGUCGAAUGAAUGGUAUAAGAACUGCACAAACUGCGAUCACCUGAAACUUCCUUCGAUCCCGCAGGGUUCAUCUCACUUACAGUCUUCAUUCGACAUGAUGAAUUUUGAAGUUUCACAACCAAGUGCGCCAAUGGAUCUAACGUUGGGAAUGACUGACCUAACACUCAGCUCAUGGACUUCACAGUAUCCCUCUUUAUCCCAACAAUGA
Molecule: messenger RNA, 807 nt
Organism: Caenorhabditis remanei
Lineage: Eukaryota; Metazoa; Nematoda; Chromadorea; Rhabditida; Rhabditidae
Exons: 3
Coding region: 1-807 (268 amino acids)
Source: RefSeq, a predicted model, not a curated record